AUGACGCUGCGGGGCGACGGGCGGCGGCCCGACGAGAAGCUGCAGGGCGACGGGCGGCAGCCCGUCGAGGAGAAGAAAUUGGGGCCUAACACCAACACUUCCUCCUCGCCUUCCUCCUCGCCUUUCUCCUCGCCUUUCUCCUCGCCUUCCUCCUCGCCUUCCUCCUCGCUUUCCCCUCGCCUUCCUCCUCGCAUUUCUCCUCGCCUUCCUCCUCGCCUUCUUCCUCGCCUUCUUCCUCGCCUUCCUCCUUGCCUAGCUCCUCGCCUUCCUCCUCGCCUUCCUCCUCGCCUUCCUCCUCGCCUUCCUCCUCGCCUUUCUCCUCGCCUUCCUCCUCGCCUUCCUCCUCGCCUUCCUCCUCGCCUUUCCCCUCGCCUUCCUCCUCGCCUUUCUCCUCGCCUUUCUCCUCGCCUUUCUCCUCGUCUUCCUCCUCGCCUUCCUCCUGCCUUUCCCCUCGCCUUCCUCCUCGCCUUUCUCCUCGCCUUUCUCCUCGCCUUCCUCCUCGCCUUCCUCCUCGCCUUCCUCCUCGCCUUCCUCCUCGCCUUUCUCCUCGCCUUCCUCCUCGCCUUCCUCCUCGCCUUCCUCCUCGCCUUCCUCCUCGCCUUUCUCCUCGCCUUUCCCCUCGCCUUCCUCCUCGUCUUCCUCCUCGCCUUUCCCCUCGCCUUUCCCCUCGCCUUCCUCCUCGCUUUCCUCCUCGCCUUUCUCCUCGCCUUCCUCCUCGCCUUCCUCCUCGCCUUCCUCCUCGUCUUGCUCCUCGCCUUUCUCCUCGCCUUCCUCCUCGCCUUCCUCCUCGCCUUCCUCCUCGCCUUCCUCCUCGCCUUUCUCCUCGCCUUCCUCCUCGCCUUCCUCCUCGCCUUUCCCCUCGCCUUCCUCCUCGCCUUCCUCCUCGCCUUUCUCUUCGCCUUUCUCCUCGCCUUCCUCCUCGCCUUCCUCCUCGCUUUCCCCCCGCCUUCCUCCUCGCCUUUCUCCUCGCCUUCCUCCUCGCCUUCCUCCUCUCCUUCCUCCUCGCCUUCCUCCUCGCCUUUCUCCUCGCCUUCCUCCUCGCCUUCCUCCUCGCCUUCCUCCUCGCCUUCCUCCUCGCCUUCCUCCUCGCCUUCCUCCUCGCCUUCCUCCUCGCCUUCCUCCUCGCCUUCCUCCUCGCCUUCCUCCUUGCCUUCCUCCUCGCCUUCCUCCUCGCCUUCCUCCUCGCCUUUCCCCUCGCCUUUCCCCUCGCCUUCCUCCUCGCUUACCUCCUCGCCUUUCUCCUCGCCUUCCUCCUCGCCUUCCUCCUCGCCUUCCUCCUCGUCUUCCUCCUCGCCUUUCUCCUCGCCUUCCUCCUCGCCUUCCUCCUCGCCUUCCUCCUCGCCUUCCUCCUCGCCUUUCCCCUCGCCUUCCUCCUCGCCUUCCUCCUCGCCUUUCCCCUCGCCUUCCUCCUCGCCUUCCUCCUCGCCUUUCUCCUCGCCUUUCUCCUCGCCUUCCUCCUCGCCUUCCUCCUCGCUUUCCCCUCGCCUUCCUCCUCGCCUUUCUCCUCGCCUUCCUCCUCGCCUUCCUCCUCUCCUUCCUCCUCGCUUUCCUCCUCGCCUUUCUCCUCGCCUUCCUCCUCGCCUUCCUCCUCGCCUUCCUCCUCGCCUUCCUCCUCGCCCUCCUCCUCGCAUUUCUCCUCGCCUUCCUCCUCGCCUUCCUCCUCGCCUUCCUCCUCGCCUUCCUCCUUGCCUUCCUCCUCGCCUUCCUCCUCGCCUUCCUCCUCGCCUUCCUCCUCGCCUUCCUCCUCGCCUUCCUCCUCGCCUUCCUCCUCGCAUUUCUCCUCGCCUUCCUCCUCGCCUUCCUCCUCGCCUUCCUCCUCGCCUUCCUCCUCGCAUUUCUCCUCGCCUUCCUCCUCGCCUUCCUCCUCGCUUUCCCCCCGCCUUCCUCCUCGCCUUUCUCCUCGCCUUCCUCCUCGCCUUCCUCCUCUCCUUCCUCUUCGCCUUCCUCCUCGCCUUUCUCCUCGCCUUCCUCCUCGCCUUCCUCCUCGCCUUCCUCCUCGCCUUCCUCCUCGCCUUCCUCCUCGCAUUUCUCCUCGCCUUCCUCCUCGCCUUCCUCCUCGCCUUCCUGCUCGCCUUCCUCCUUACCUUCCUCCUCGCCUUCCUCCUCGCCUUCCUCCUCGCCUUUCCCCUCGCCUUUCCCCUCGCCUUCCUCCUCGCUUACCUCCUCGCCUUCAUCCCGUUGUUCCCUGCUGCGCCCAUCACAGGGUCUUAUCAUGUGUCUCACGGCUUCUCAUAUUUUCCUCCCCUUUGCCCCUCACAGGACCUGAUUACGUGUCUGACCGUCUUCCCCCCCAACCCCAACCUCUUCCUCUCGCCUCUGCUAAAGCCAGCCCCACUACCAAAACCAAACCCCCUUGACCUCGUUUCCCUUCCUUUCCCCCUUUGCCCAUCACAGGACCUGAUCACGUGUCUCACAGUCUUCCCCCCCAACCCCAACCUCUUUCUCUCUGCCUCUCGGGACGCCACCAUUCGCCUCUGGGACCGCCGCGUUUCCAACGCUGUCGGUACGUGGAUGCACCACCCUUAG
Molecule: messenger RNA, 2526 nt
Organism: Closterium sp. NIES-65
Lineage: Eukaryota; Viridiplantae; Streptophyta; Zygnematophyceae; Desmidiales; Closteriaceae
Source: the annotation of a GenBank genome assembly